AUGAAAACUGCAUUUACUGAUUACAUUUCUGUAUUGAAUCAAGAUAAGCCAUUUUUAAUAGAAGAAUUUUCAAUCAUUGAAGCAAAAAAUGAAGAAGGUAUUGUAUACAGAUGGAGUGCAUGGUUUUAAUACCUUCCCUUGAGUCCAACAAUAAAUGCUUAAAAAAUUGGAAUACUUGAUAGCAAUUGUUAUCAUUUAUUUAGUUCCGUGGAUAAGAAAUCCAAAAAUUUAAACUUUUUACAUUACGAUUGUUAAAAUCCUAUAGAAAUGAAAAUUCAAAAAAUAAUUAAAUUUAUAGGAAGUGAUAAAUUGUAAUAUAGUUUUGAAAUGAACAUAAAUAAUUUUGAAUAUGAAAAUUAAUGGUAUUAUUUUGAUUUCAUCUAUUUUCUAUACAACAAAAAGUUUUAGAUAAUAUUUAUAAAAAAUGAACAAAUAAUAAAGGAUGAAAUUUUGAAUAUUCUACCCUUCGAAGACUUAAGUUUACUACAAAAAAUUGGAGGUGAUUUGAUAGUUGAAGAUUCAAAAAUAAUCGAUAUUAGUAAAGGAGAUAUAUUUGCUACAUUUCCUGGAAAGAUAAUGCCAAUUUUCAGUGAUAACAAUAUUAAAAAUUUUGCCCUAGCUGCAAAUUCUUUAGCAAAAUCUCAAAAGGUAUGUAGAUGUUAAAGUAAUCCAGUAAAAACAUUAGUUGAUUCAGAUUUCUAUGAAUUAAAUACAUUAAUUUAUACUUCGAAAUUUGCUAAUUGUAAUUCUUUUAUUUUUUCUGGAUGGUUUAAGAUUAAUGAAAUAAUCAAAACAGAUUAGGAAAUGACUUUUUAAUUUAUUAAGUUGAGUUCAAAUAUGUAAAAUAGCUAGCUCUAAAAUUAAAACUUAUCUCCAUUAUAAUUAUUUUAUAAACUAUCAAAAGAUACUAAUAGAGUAGUUCUAACUACUUAUAGCUAUACUUUUCCUUCAGUUACAUUAGAUUUUACGAAUGACCCUUUUCUAAUCAACUAAGAAUUUUAUAUUAAUAAUAAUAUAUCUUUAUGGCAUCUUCUAUAUGUAAGAUUAAUUGAAGAUAAGUUAGAUAUUAUCAUAAAAUUUUAUGAAAAAUAACAAGUAUUUGAAUAUACGGCAUAAUUAGUUGUUAAAUAAUUUCAUUCAAUAUAUUAUAAGUUGUUUUUAGGUAAUUUUUUAUAAUAAACAAAUUAUCUUAACAUAAUAGGUAGAAAUCUAUACUUUUUCAACUGCAAUGAAAAUUUUUAAUAAAAAAAUUGUCAUAAAAGUUGUGGAGAAUGUGAUGGUCCUACUUAUUAAGAUUGUUUAUCAUGUUCAGAAGAAUCUAAAAGAAUAUAUAUUCCAGAAUAUAAAUAAUGCAUUUGUCCUUAUAAUAGAAUAGAUAGUGAAGAUAAGUGUAUGGAUUAUUCAGAUUUUAAUUUUAAGUUGAUAUCAAAUAUAGAAUAAAAUGAUGAUUGCAUUUAUGGAUACUUUGAACUCAACGGUAUUUGUUAUUAAUGGUAAUAUUAAUAAUAUUAUUUAAGCCCUGGAUAAAUAAAUUCAGAAACGAAAGCUUGUUUAGAAUGUUUAUUAAAUCCAAAAGAUUGGUAGAAGAAUCCUAUUUGUUAAACAGAUUUAUUCUUAAAAAAAGAUGGAAGCACAUCUGAAUUAGAUAAAAACUAUUAUCUAAAACAAUAUUUUACUUUUAAUGGAUUGGAUCUUGAAUUAUGCUCAGAAUGUGAAGAAUUGAGUUUAACAGAUGAAUAAAAUAUAAACUUAGAUUUUUUAUUAAAAGUGUAAUCAUUUAAAUAGUUUUGUAUAAAUGAAAUUCCUUCUGAUUAAUGUUAUAGAUGUAUUAAUAAUUGUUUAACUUGUGCUGUUUUAAUGACAGGUGAAGUUUGCUUAACAUGUUUUAAUGCAGGGUAAUUAUAAAAUGGUAAAUGUAUUUAUCAAACAUUGGGAAAAUAAGAGUAAAACAAUUGUUUAUCACCUAAUUACAUAACUUAUAGUAAGGAAUGUACAAGAUGUACAAUUGAUCAUUGUAUUUAUUGUUUUGAUUAUGUAUCAGAUGACUUAACAUUAUCUACACUUUAUAAAAACUUCUAAAAAUUUAGUGGUGAUGAAAAUCUAAAAGUUGGAUGUGCAAUGUGCGAAGAUGAAUACAUUUUUGAUUUUUAAAUUGGAUUAUGUUAAAAGCAAAGUUCCAAUAUAGAGUCUUGUAUUCGAAGUUAUAUUAAUCUUGAAGGUAUAGAAAAAUGCACAUUAUCUUCAAAAUAAGAUUUUACAAUCUCAAGAGAAAUUUUCAACUGCGAAAAAUUAAUAUCUAAUUGUAUUUAAUGUUUUCUUACUGUAUAAUCUGUAUUGAAAUGUAUCAUUUGUAAAGAAGGUUAUACUAGCUCAACCAUAGAAGUAAAUGGUUAAUGUAAUAUUAGCAAAAGACCAUAUUCUAUUAUUAGUAUAGAAGGAAAUAUUAAUUCUAAAGAUGUAUGGGUAUAAAGGAUACAAAGCUUUAUGGGAUCAUUUUUACCAAAUUAAUACUUUUAUUUAAUGCCUUAAUAAACUUAUUAAAUUGA
Messenger RNA from Paramecium sonneborni, 2546 nucleotides. The record is from the annotation of a GenBank genome assembly. NCBI's taxonomy places the organism in Eukaryota, Ciliophora, Oligohymenophorea, Peniculida, Parameciidae.